CGAAGCACCAAGACAACAAUCACAACAUAAUCACCGGCAGCCGUUCUCUGCAACUGGUUCAUUCAUCUGAGUGAGUGAUCAUUUCGAGAACAAGAUCUGUCAAUAUGGUGAUUGCAGGACAAUACCCUCACCUCACUCUUACGUUCGGCCUUCUUGGAAAUAUUGUUUCAUUCAUGGUGUUUCUUUCACCAAUGCCUACUUUUUACAAAGUUUAUAAGAAGAAAUCGACAGAAGGGUUUCAGUCGAUACCUUAUGUUGUGGGAUUGUUUAGUGCCAUGCUUUGGAUUUACUAUGCGUUGCUAAAGGGAAAUGCCAUGCUUCUGAUCACGAUUAACUCCGUUGGCAUAGUCAUACAAACGUUUUAUAUAUGUGUUUUCCUCUUUUAUGCACCGAAGAAAGCUAGGAUGGAAAGUGUGAAGCUUAUCAUGUUGUUCAUAGUUGUCGGAUUUGGACUGAUUGUUCUCCUAACCGAGUUCCUUUCAAAAGGGGCUAAGCGCGGUGUGAUAGUCGGAUGGAUUUGUCUUGUGUUCUCUUUGUGUGUUUUUGUCGCACCUUUAGGUGUCUUGCGACAAGUGAUCAAGACCAAGAGUGUUGAGUAUAUGCCAAUUCUUCUGUCCCUAGCCCUCACACUGAGUGCCGUUAUGUGGUUCUUUUAUGGUCUACUUCUUGGGGACUUUAACAUCGCGAUACCAAAUACGCUUGGAUUCACCUUCGGUAUCAUCCAAAUUAUACUUUACUUUGUAUUCAAGAAUAGGAAGCCAGCCAUCAACGAUAAAAUCUCUGAAUUCAAAGAGAAAAUGAGUGAAAUGGAUGAACCAAGAAUCCCAGAAAUCAAGGAUCAUAAUACCAUCGAUAUGGUGAAGCUAAAUGCAGCUCUACGACCUGAAUACACUCAAAAUCCACACGCGGUGCGUAGUCCAAUUAUAGCUAAUCACACCAUUGAAGUCGCAGCUUGAGAUCGAUCCUAAUUGAUUUUGGUUUGAUGUCAAGUGUGCCUUCGAUCUCUAUAAAUAAUUGUACACUUGUUGAUUACAAGUUUUCACCUUUAAUUUGGUGUAAUCAUGUCCUCCUUAGCUAACGUAACCCUUGUAUUGUUUCAGUAUUCUCAAUAUAAAUGAAUUUGAUUUUCGAUAUAU
Messenger RNA from Lactuca virosa, 1136 nucleotides. NCBI's taxonomy places the organism in Eukaryota, Viridiplantae, Streptophyta, Magnoliopsida, Asterales, Asteraceae. The record is from the annotation of a GenBank genome assembly.